AUGCUUACCAGCCAUUAGUUACUGCGAUUUGCGAACGUUUCUAAAGUGUGGCCAUAAGUAACAGAUAUUUUUAGUGUUUUUGAAAGUUAGUGCGGUAUCGGAAAUGGCAGAUGAAGAUGUGGUGGCGUAUUUGCAUACGUGGGGUUUGCCCCAGUAUGUCGACGUAUUCAAACAACAAAACGUAAAAAAGGACACUUUACCGUUCCUAACACCAGAAAUGGUAAAAGAACUAAUACCUUCAAUAGGCGACAGAGCCCAAUUUCAGGGGCAUUUGGAUCACUGGAAGAUGAUAAUUAACGAAAUUCCACAAUCGUCUCCAUUACCAGUUAUACCCGGUGCUGCCGAGAUUGCGAGUACCUCAUGGGCAACUGAGGAUUAUUUAUUAGAAGAUAUUAGUGGCAAUAAUAUACCUCUAUCUGGGGAACCAUUAAACCCUACCGAGCCAGAAGGGGCUAGGGAUCUUGGAGCGCUACAAGAACAAAGAGGAGACAUAUUGAAACUUCUCCACUCUUGUAAUGAUGGGAGAGCCUUACUUGUGGAAGCUAAGGAAACUGGGUGCCUUACGGGCAGAGGACGGCGCACUCUACAAAUGCUUCAUAUUUUCUACUCUUGGGUUUGACGAACAUUUCUUUGCCUACGAAGUUGACCCUAAACCCUCAGCAGAAGGAACUUAUCUAUUCCACGACAGUUUAUCUUGUUUCACGCCCAAUCAUUUAAUUUUUGCACCAAAUGGCAAAAAUUAUAUUAUUAUGAGGGAAUAUCUUUAAAUAAUUCCGAUUAACUUUACCUACGAAAUAUUUUUUAAGUUUGCAAAUGAGUUGAGUAGUUAAGUUAUUUCUUUAUAUUUCAAAAAUGGAUUUAUUACCUAGUUUUAUUCGUUAUUAAGUUUCGAAUGUGUUAUUUUCAUUUAUUGAUUUAUAUAAGGUAGAGUUUAUAGACUUUAAUAAAUGCUUUUUAUAUAC
Photinus pyralis (common eastern firefly) is the source of this 962-nucleotide messenger RNA. RefSeq lists its product as uncharacterized. NCBI's taxonomy places the organism in Eukaryota, Metazoa, Arthropoda, Insecta, Coleoptera, Lampyridae. The coding region runs from base 104 to 619 and encodes 171 amino acids. The transcript has 4 exons. The record is from RefSeq and is a predicted model, not a curated record. Gene Ontology annotation, molecular function: protein binding.